AUGACACCUGCUGUAGUUUCGAUGCGAGAGAAAAAUAACGGCCUGCUCCUUUCCUUUGCGGUCACCGCGAUGGGAGUCGCGUGUUUGGUAAAGCUCUACAAGCGCUGCUUUGUUCGUGUUCCUCCUCAUUGUGUUACCGUGGUGUAUGAGACUCGGAGGAACUCUAUUCUCGCAUCGUCCAUGGAGGAAGCAAAUAAUGAGCUUCCGCAAGUGUCACACUUCCGUCCAUUGAUGUAUAUAGUGAGUUUGCUGCUCUACAGGAGCAAGAAGUUAGUUAUUGUGCCACCUACAUCCUUCUUUAGCACCUUCACACUCCCGUGUAGCGUUCUUGAUGAGUCAGGUGAUGGAGAGGUGGUAGACUGCACGGUGGAGGACAUUCACGUGACCGAUGGGUCCGUGCGCAUGGUCAUGACAAUUCGCUACUGCAUUCCUAUCAAUGAGUUGGAACGCUACCUCGCUGCAGUAGGGCCAACGGCGCCAAAUGAGCGCAUAGCCCUAGCUGCCGCAGGUGCUGCAAGGGCCAGGGGGGCCGAACUCUCCGUUGGCUUGAUCAUUAACAAAUCCAAGCGCGAUACCGCAUUUUUAGAGCCCUUUCGGGCGCACCUCUCGUCCAAGUUGAUGUCCGAGUCGUGUGUGAAGGUGUUGGAUGUCGUUGUAGAGGCUGCUGAGAUCGCGGACCGGUCUUUGGGAGGAUGA
Molecule: messenger RNA, 696 nt
Organism: Trypanosoma brucei brucei TREU927
Lineage: Eukaryota; Euglenozoa; Kinetoplastea; Trypanosomatida; Trypanosomatidae
Exons: 1
Coding region: 1-696 (231 amino acids)
Source: RefSeq, a predicted model, not a curated record